Molecule: messenger RNA, 1336 nt
Organism: Pterocles gutturalis (yellow-throated sandgrouse)
Lineage: Eukaryota; Metazoa; Chordata; Aves; Pterocliformes; Pteroclidae
Gene: RAB3IL1
Product: RAB3A interacting protein (rabin3)-like 1
Exons: 10
Coding region: 1-1131 (376 amino acids)
Biological process (GO): exocytosis
Cellular component (GO): Golgi to plasma membrane transport vesicle
Molecular function (GO): guanyl-nucleotide exchange factor activity
Source: RefSeq, a predicted model, not a curated record
AUGUCACUGUUUAGCCAGACCAGUGUUGAGGAAGACAGCCAGAAGCAGCCAGCUGUGGGACACUGGAAGACACUCAUGCCAUCCAAAGGCAGCAAGGAGGAGCCAGAGACUGGGUGCCAGGAUGCUGGAGGUGUGGAUGAGACCCAGUCCACCGAGCAGCUCAAUGUGUCACGUUUACGCAGCUCUUCAGUGGAGAUCCGUGAAAAGGGGUCUGAAUUCCUGAAGGAAGAGCUGCACAAAGCACAAAAGGAGCUGAAGCUGAAGGACAAAGAAUGCGAGAGACUGUCAAAAGUCAGAGAACAACUUGAGCAGGAACUAGAGGAGUUAACAGCUAGCCUAUUUGAGGAAGCGCACAAGAUGGUGAGAGAAGCAAACACUAAACAGGCGGCAUCGGAGAAACAGCUGAGGGAGGCACGGGGGAAGAUCGACAUGCUGCAGGCAGAGGUAACAGCUCUGAAGACACUGGUGAUCACAUCCACACCUUCCUCUCCGAACCGGGAGCUGCACCCUCAGCUCCAGAGCCCUUCUAAAGCCGUCUUCAGGAAGGGCCACGGGCGAAACAAAAGCACCAGCAGUGCAAUGGUCUCGGCUGCCAACCAGAAUGUGACUCCAGAGCCAGUCAGUCAUGAGUGCAGAGAGGUCGACUCCAUUUUAUUUGCUGAAUUCCGAGCCUGGAAGGAAUCUCCCACUUUGGAUAAAUCCUGCUCCUUCCUGGACAGAAUUUACCGAGAAGAUGUAGGACCUUGUCUAGACUUCACUAAGCAGGAGCUGUCGGAGCUGGUGCGAGUGGCUGUGGAGCAGAACACACUCACCAUUGAGCCAGUUGCUUCCCAGACGCUGCCUGUGGUGAAGGUGUCUGCAGGAGAGUGCGGUGGCCCAAAGAAAUGUGCUCUGAGUGGCCUCCCCAGGACCUGCAAGCACCGCAUCAUGCUGGGGGAUUCUGGGAAUUACUACUACAUUUCACCAUCCUGCAGGGCCAGGAUCACAGCGGUGUGCAACUUUUUCACAUACAUUCGCUAUAUCCAGCAGGGCUUGGUGAGGCAGGACGUGGAGCUGAUGUACUGGGAGGUCAUGCGGCUCCGGAGGGAGAUGUCUCUGGCCAAACUUGGGUUUUAUCCCAGUGAGAUGUAAGCAGAGGCCUGAUCGUGGAAGUAAACUGCUCCUGUACGAACAGCUGGUCAAAUGUAGCCUGCCAACAGUGCCUCUCCUGCAGUGGGCCUUCCUCCCCGCCUUCCUUCUGCCUGAAGCUGAUCAAGGAGCGAGAAGCACAAAUUCUACCUUCAGCUGUCCCACUUCUCCAGCCGUGACUGGAAUGCAGCCGCUAAGCUACCCCCUG